AUGAAUCGUAGUUGGAUGAGAGCCAAUCGAUUAAGUUUCGAGUACGAACAAGGAGUGAUGGAAUUUCUAGAGCUUGCUGAAAGUAAUGCUAAAAAAAAUCUUGCUCCUCCUAAGAGUGAUGCUGAAAAAAGUCUUCAUCUGCUUUUUCUCUGUCCAUGUGUUCGUUGUGCAAAUCACGAACCAAAACUCAAUAAGAAAGAAAUCAUGGAUCAUCUAAUUUGUCAUGGGAUUUGUCAAAGUUAUACACAAUGGAUAUGGCACGGUGAGGUAGUAGCAAAGUCAAAUGUGUCCCAAAGAGAUAAUGUUAGUGCAGAAAUGGAUGAUCGUCUGGAAGACAUGAUGCGUGAUAUUGGACAAGAUUCGUUUAAGAAGGCGCACGCGUAUGAUACUUUAUGCAGUGACAAGGAUAAACCUUUGUAUCCGGGAUGCACAAAUUUUACACGUUUGUCAGUCGUGUUAAAAUUGUUUAAUUUGAAGGCAAAUAAUGGGUGGACUGACAAAAGUUUUAGCGAAUUGCUUGAAUUGUUGACACAGAUGCUUCCAGAAGGUAACGUAAUGCCAAAUCGUUAUUACGAGGCGAAAAAGAUAUUAUGUCCGAUGGGUUUGGAGUAUGAAAAGAUACAUGCAUGCCCUAAUGAUUGCAUAUUAUACAGAAAAGAGUAUGUAAACUAUAAUCAUUGUCCAAAGUGCAAGGCAUCCCGCUACAAAAAGAAUGCUGGCGAUUCUAGUGAUGAUGAGGCGGUAAAAAAGGUUCCUCCCGCGAAAGUGGUAUGGUACCUACCAAUAAUUUCAAGGUUCAAGAGACUAUUCGCUAAUGCAAAUGACGCAAAGAAUCUUAGAUGGCAUGCAGAAGAAAGAAAGUGUGAUGGAAAAAUUUGCCAUGUAGCUGAUUCUUUACAAUGGAAGAAAAUAGAUGUUUUGUUUCCAAAUUUUGGCAAAGAGUCGAGAAACCUUAGACUUGGACUUUCAACUGAUGGAAUGAAUCUGUUUGGUAAUCUAAGUACUAACCAUACUUGUUGGCCUGUUCUCCUGAUGAUCUACAACCUAUCUCCUAGGUUGUGCAUGAAGCGUAAAUAUAUUAUGUUAUCGAUGAUGAUUUCGGGCCCAAAACAACCCGGAAAUGACAUAGAUGUUUAUCUAAGUCCUCUGAUUGAUGAUUUAAAAGUGUUGUGGGAGGAAGGGGUGGAUGUUUUUGAUGCGUAUUCUGGUGAACAGUUCAAUAUGUGUGCCAUGUUGUUUUGCACCAUCAACGAUUUUCCGGCAUAUGGCAAUUUGUCUGGUUAUAAAGUUAAAGGGCAUAGAGCAUGUCCUAUAUGUGAAAAAGACACAUGUUACCAUCAACUUGUAAAAGGAAAGAAGACUGUUUAUCUCGGGCAUCGAAAAUUUCUAGAUCGUUAUCAUCCAUAUCGUAGAUUGCGGAAAGCUUUCAAUGGGGAACAAGAGCAUGGUGUUGCUCCAAAGCCCUUAACUGGAGAGGAAGUUUAUCAACGACAACAAGGCAUUAAUGUCGUCUUUGGAAAAUACCAAAAGCAAUAUACUGUGAAAAAUAUAUGGAAAAAGAGGUCGGUUUUCUUCAAUCUUCCAUAUUGGUCUAGUCUUGAUGUAAGACAUUGUAUUGAUAUGAUGCACGUGGAGAAAAAUGUAUGUGAUAGUUUAAUCGGAACACUUCUCAACAUUCAAGGCAAGACAAAAGAUGGUUAUAAUGCUCGUCUGGAUUUGAGUUUGAUGGGUAUACGAGAAGAGUUAAUUGGAUUAAAAUCUCAUGAUUGUCAUGUCUUAAUGCAACAGCUACUACCAGUGGCUAUUCGUGGGAUAUUGCCUAACAAUGUUAGGAAGACUAUAACUAGGUUAUGCUUAUUUUUCAAUGCAAUUUGUUGUAAAGCCAUUGAUCCAUUAAAGCUAGAAAAUUUGGAAAAUGAGUCUGCAGUUAUCUUAUGCCAAUUAGAGAUGUAUUUUCCUCCUUCAUUUUUUGACAUUAUGGUUCACUUGAUUGUUCAUCUAGUAAGGGAGAUUAGAUUAUGUGGUCCAAUUUAUUUACGAUGGAUGUACCCAAUAGAGCGAUACAUGAAGAUCUUAAAAGGGUAUACAAAAAACCCACACCGUCUGGAAGCAUCAAUUGUUGAGAGGUACAUCGCAGAAGAAGCAAUUGAGUUUUGUUCGAACUAUUUGUCAGAAGUGGAUGCUGUAGGGGUUCCCAAGUCUCGUCAUGAUGGAAGAUGUGAGGGUGUGGGUACACAAGGUUUAAAGGUCAAGAGAUUAAGUAUUGAUGUAGUUCUUCGAGCGCAUUUGUAUAUAUUGAAUAACACAGAUGAAGUUCAACCUUACUUAUCUGCUCACAAAAGCAUCAUAAAGAAAAAGUACCCCAAGAUGAAUGAAAGAUGGUUGUUAAAAGAGCAUAAUAAGAGUUUCUCUGAGUGGUUUAAAGAAAAAAUUUCUAAUGAGGAUAGUGCUUCCAAUACAAUUAAGUGGUUGUCCUAUGAGCCUAAAUGUAACAUAAUAACUUGGAGUGGAUAUGAUAUUAAUAAAACUUGCUUUUGUACAAAGUCAAAGGAUGAUCGUAGUACCACACAGAAUAGUAGGGUUAUGAUUAUGGCCGAGUCCAUGCACUUCUCUAGUGCUAAAGAUGAAAACCCGGUUAUGGCAUCUACACCCUACUUUGGUGUGAUUGAAGAGAUUUGGGAAGUUGAUUAUGUUGUGUUUAAAGUUCCUAUAUUUAAAUGCAAAUGGAUUGAUAUCAACAGUGGUGUAAGAAUCGAUGAAUUCGGAGUUACAUCGGUUGAUCUUAGCAAGCUAGCUUAUGCGGACGAACCUUUCAUUAUGGCGUCUCAAGCAAAACAAGUGUUUUAUGUUACAGAUCCUUCUAAUAAAAGGUGGUCAGUGGUUAUACAAGGAAAGGUGCAUGAUAGUGAUGAAAACCAAGAUGCAAACCUUGAUAUUUCCGAAACUCCUCCUUUCUCAAUGAAUGUGCCUACCUUCGUUGAAGAAAACGAAGAGGAUGACGUGCAUGCCAUUCGCAUAGAUCAUGAAGAAGGCAUAUGGGAGGACUAG
Lathyrus sativus (Indian pea) is the source of this 3048-nucleotide messenger RNA. The record is from the annotation of a GenBank genome assembly. NCBI's taxonomy places the organism in Eukaryota, Viridiplantae, Streptophyta, Magnoliopsida, Fabales, Fabaceae.